Trachemys scripta elegans is the source of this 1966-nucleotide messenger RNA. Its product is annotated as lipoxygenase homology domain-containing protein 1-like. The coding region runs from base 115 to 1785 and encodes 556 amino acids. The record is from RefSeq and is a predicted model, not a curated record. Gene Ontology annotation, molecular function: protein binding. The transcript is spliced from 9 exons. NCBI's taxonomy places the organism in Eukaryota, Metazoa, Chordata, Testudines, Emydidae.
UAACAGUCAAUGUUUUUAUCUGUCUGAAUGUCAUAGCUGGGUCAUGAUGGUGCCACACCAGAGAGCUCCUGGCUAGUAGAAGAACUAACACUCAUUGUACCCACUAAAGGGGUCAUGUAUACCUUUGUCUGUAAAUGCUGGCUGGCCAGGGACCGCGGGGAUGGUCUCACUUCACGUGUCUUCAACAUCCUGGAUGCAGAUUGUGUUACCAUUGGCCACAAGAUUCUAUAUGAAGUUACAGUUGUGACUGGAGACAUCCAAAAUGCUGGAACGGAUACCAAUAUUUACAUGACUCUCUUUGGGUCCAGCGGGAACACGGAGGAGAUGCGGCUGGAAAAAAAUGGAGAGAGAUUUGAGAGAGGUCAGGAGGACACUUUUAUCAUGGAGAUUGCAGAUAUUGCACCACUCAGGAAGAUGAGGAUCCGGACUGAUGGAAAGGGGACACGCCCAGACUGGUUCCUGGAAAAGAUCAUCAUGAAGAACCUGUCGAAUCAAGAAGUGACCACGUUUACAUACAGCGAAUGGUUGUCCAAGCUCAGAAAUGCUAAGGGAGCUCUUGUGUGCGAGAUGCCUGCAGUGAUAAAUGAAGAGCAGAUGAUGGAGAAUACCACAUACACUGUUCAGGUUAAAACCAGUGAUAUUGGAGGAGCUGGGACCGACGCCAACGUGUCCUUGAUUAUGUUUGGGGAGAACGGAGACAGCGGGACUCUUGCUCUGAAGGAGUCGAACAAGUCUAACAAGUUUGAAAGGAACCAGAUGGAUGUUUUCAAUUUUCCCGACAUGCUGAGCCUGGGAGACCUGUGUAAGGUGCGCGUCUGGCACGACAACAAAGGAGUUGCACCUGGCUGGCACUUGGAAUACAUCGACGUGAAAGACGCCACCCUGGAUAAGACGUUCCGCUUCCAGUGUGAUCGCUGGCUGGCUAAAGGCGAAGAUGACGGUCAGCUCAUCAGAGAACUGGCUUGUGCCAAUAACGACAUCCUGGAAUUGAAGGAGCGCACAUCCUAUGAGAUUGUCACAGUGACGAGCGACACAGAGGAUGCGGAAACCAAGGAAAACAUCUGGAUCAUCUUAGAAGGAAAGAAGGGCCGCUCAAAAGAAUUCCUUCUGGAAAACUCCUCCAAAAAAAGGAAAUUCACAAGGGGAGCAACAGACAAAUUUCUGUUUUCUUCAAAGAAUGUUGGUGAUAUUGCAGCCAUCUGUGUUGGUCACUGUCCAAAAGAUGGAAGGAAGUCAACCACAAAAGCUGAUGCGUACUGGCAUGUUCGAGAGAUAAUCAUAACAGAGAUGGAACUUUGCAACAAAUAUUUUUUCAAGUGCAAUGCAAAAAUUCCACUGAGGAACAAGAGGGGUGACUACAAAGUCUUUGAGUGUGCCAAGGUCAUAGAGAGUUUUGCCAGCAAAGCCCGGAGCUUGGUGCCAGUCAAAUAUGAGGUCAUUGUGGUUACAGGGUCUGAAAAAGGAGCUGGGACCGACGCCAAUGUCUUUAUCACCGUCUUUGGAAUAAACGGAGAUUCGGGCAAGCGUGCUCUCAAGCAGAAGUUCCGGAACCUCUUUGAACGGGGCAAAACCAACAGGUUUUGCCUGGAAACCCUGGAGUUGGGGGAGUUGAAAAAAGUCCGGAUUGAACAUGACAACAGCGGCAUAGCAACCGGUUGGUUAGUGGAGAGGGUGGAGAUCACCAAUUCAGCUACAGGAGUGACCACGAUUUUCCCUUGUGGGAAGUGGCUGGACCAGAACAGAGGAGAUGGUUUGACCUGGAGGGAAUUAUUUCCAAGAUAUUAACAGGGAUGCAUCUGCAGCCUUUAAAAGGAGCUGCAAUGAGGAUAUUUAUAUUCCCUGCAGAGGGGUUUUUCUUACUCACGUCUUACACCAUUUUGUAUCACGUUUUACUUUUUAAAAUAUUAUAUUUUAUAUUGAAAGGAUUUUAGUAGGAAUAUAUACUCCCUGGAUUAACAUUUUAUAA